Eucalyptus grandis is the source of this 3543-nucleotide messenger RNA. RefSeq names its product beta-arabinofuranosyltransferase RAY1. Lineage: Eukaryota; Viridiplantae; Streptophyta; Magnoliopsida; Myrtales; Myrtaceae. Gene Ontology annotation, molecular function: glycosyltransferase activity. Bases 200 to 2332 code for a protein of 710 amino acids. The record is from RefSeq and is a predicted model, not a curated record. The transcript is spliced from 6 exons.
UUCGGUAAGCGACUUCGAAGUCAGCUCACAUGCAUCGCCCCGUCGGCUGUCUCCCCUUCCUCGUGAGUCGGCGUGGCGCCACCGGAGGAAGUGGGGAGUUGUCUGAACCCCUGCCCUCUUCUUCCUUUGUUUUGUUUGCUUAAUUUCAGUUAAAGUUCCACUUCCACUUCCCUUCGUUCACACACUUCCGCUCGAGUCAAUGAAACCAAAACCCAACACCACAGCAGCUCCCAUUCGGGCCAUUCCCCAAUUCUUCAUCCACCUUCUCCGCCAUUCGACGAGAAUGAAGUCCAAGGCAGCGGAAGCAGGUCUCUGGUCGAUUUGGCUAUCUGGGUUGAUGCUCGUUGGCCUCUCCCUUUACGCCACUCACAAGUUGCCGUCGGCGAAGGACCGGAUCAAGAGCCCGUCGCUCAACCGCAAGGUGUCCACCGACCGGGCCGGGCCGAGCAUCGCCAUAUUUGCCGCGCCCGAGCCCUUUGCCGGCUCGGCCGGAGCCGCGCAGCGGGUCGCGAUCCGCUCGUGGCUCGGGCUGCCCUCGCGAGUCUCGGUGGUGCUAUUCAGCCGACACGAGUCCGUCGUCGCCUUCGCGGCUGAACUUGGGCCGCGUGUCUUGGUCGAGCCCAAUAUCGAUUUUACGUUUCUGGGUAUCCCAUUCUUUCAUUCCAUGGUGGCAAGGUCGCAGGGAUUUGCAUCGGACAUAUGUGUGUUUGUCCAUCCCAAGACCAUCCUACUUACCAACUUUGUUUCGGCACUGAAUUUUGUCCAUGAACUCGAUUGCGACUGGUUCCUUUUCGCUUCCCCGCAUAACCUCUCAUAUUUCCCAUUUUACUUGGACAAAGAUGGGAAACAUUGGCUGAGGGAGGAUGGCAAGCGGGUCAAAAUGAAGGAGUUGCAGGAGGUUAUCACUCAGAAUUCGCCACCUAAUAACAAUGAGGGAAGAUUGAUCAUGGCAUGGAACAGAGGGGAUUUUCCCUUGCAUACUGGAACACUUCCUCCUUUCUUAUAUGGGAAGGGAAUACACAACCAUUGGGUCAUUAAUGAGGUUGCAUCGUCUGAACUGAGGUUUGUGCUUGAUGCUAGUUGGAGUAUUUCAAGUUUCUAUAUGACUGAUCCUACACCUCGGUCUAAUAAGUGUGGAGGCUGGUCUGGUGAUCCAAGCAUUGAGGAAAGAAGUUGGGAAUGCGCUGGCAAUUCUCUUCUAGGAGCACUCUACGGAUCAUCACUUUUCCAUGAAGCUAAGCAUUCCAGUCUGGUGAAACUACUGAGAUGCAACGGCACAUAUCUAUUUGCUGACACGUCUGACAACAUCGUCCACAUAUUUGGGAAUGCAAAAGCAUUUGGCUUGCUUGAAAGGAGGAUCUUGCAUUUUUGGAGAAAGAAGAAGCUAGCAGCCUGUGCUAGGGAUGUUAAUUCAUCACAUGGUGUAUUUAAUUGGUCCCUAAAAGAUCAGUUGAAGCCAUCAGUGGGAUUGGAUUAUCCAUUCACGUUGGAGUCACUCCUCUCGAUAAUUGCAGACAAGAAUAGGACAAUUGUGCUCGGUGUUGCUGGAUUUAGUUAUAAGGAUAUGUUGAUGAGUUGGGCUUGCAGACUGCGGGGCCUCAAGAUGACAAAUUUCAUUGUCUGUGCUCUUGACGAUGAAACUUAUGAAUUUUCAGUCUUACAAGGGCUUCCAGUUUUCAGGGAUUCAUCAGCUCCAAAUGAUACUAGCUUCGAUGACUGCCACUUCGGGACAAAAUGCUUUCAAAGGGUGACCAAAGUGAAGUCCAGAAUAGUUUUGGAGAUACUCAAGCUAGGAUAUAGUGUACUUCUUAGCGAUGUUGAUGUCUAUUGGUUCAAGGAUCCGUUACCACUGGUCUCCUCAUUUGGUCCGGCUGUUCUCGUCGCACAGUCUGAUGAAUUUAAUACAACAGGACCUAUUAACAUGCCCAGGCGCUUGAACUCUGGCUUUUAUUUUGCUCAUUCUGAUGUUUCAACAAUCGCUGCUUUGGAGAAGGUGGUAAAGCAUGCUGCUAAUUCAGGCCUGUCAGAGCAGCCGAGUUUCUACGAUACAUUAUGUGGGCUAGGGGGAUCCAAUCGCUUGGGUGAUAACGCAUGCUUUGAAUCCGAGACAAAUUUGACCGUUCAUUUUCUGGACAGAAAUUUAUUUCCAAAUGGUGCAUAUGGAGGACUUUGGGAGGAAAGAGAUGUCAGAGAGGCCUGUUUGAAGAAGGGUUGUUUUAUCCUUCACAACAAUUGGAUUAGUGGAAGAAGGAAGAAGCUGGAACGUCAGGUGUUAUCUGGACUUUGGGAAUAUGAUAUCAGCACAAGGAGGUGUCUGUUGAGCUGGCAUUAAAAAGAAUUAGCAAGUAAACCGUAAUACCCUGUAGGUGCUUUUCCUAUCUGUCUCUUGCAGACCUUGGUUUUCACGAGGAAGAAAAUUGAUUAGAGAUAUUAUUUUACCAUCCAUGAUUGUGAUUGGGGUAAGCAUUGGUUUCAUCGGCGAAACAUGUUCGAAGAUGUUAAGACAAACAAAGCUGGCCAAGGGAAAGGCCAGAAGGUAGCUACCACUGUGAGGAAUCAGGGACACAAUGUGAUGCCAAAUCACAGUUUUAAGUAAUUCUGGUUCGCAACCAGUUACUGCAUAGUGAUCAGCUAUGCUGAAGAACUGCAUUAAUUUGCUGGGGCUAGUCUCCCACAAGGAGCCCCCCUCAACAGCGAAAAGGGCCAUUGCUGGAGCGUCCUUCUCGCUGGAAAUAAGCAUACAGUUCGGAGAUAUUUCUCUGGGCUCACAAUUGAAUGAUGUCUCUGUGAGAAUAAUCCAUGCAGGUGGGCGAAUCGAGCUGUACCAAGAUGUGAUUCCUGCAUCCUAUGUGAUGGAGAAAAAUCCUGGCAUGUGCGUUGCACUGCCGGAAGUUUUCAGGAAGCCCCACGAAUCCAUAUUGAGUCCAGAAGAAGAUUUAGUACCCGGCAGGAAGUACUUUAUACUUCCAUCCACCACUGCGAGCAAGCUGAAGCGCAAGUACCAAGAAAAAAUGAAAGCCAAAGAAGCUGCUGCUGAUGAGACAAAGUUGGAUGUGAGAACCAAUGUUAUGAAAACCAAUGUCAACCCAGGCGAAGCACCCAUCGAGCAACCCAUUUGCUUGGCUAAAGAUUUUUACACCUCAAAGGACCGAUGGUCAAGAUAUUCGAGGAGAAAGAGGGGCAUCAGGAAGCAGCCUUUUGUACCCCCUAUACCAAGGGCAAGAACGCUGCGUUCAAUGACAUGGGAGCCGAGCCUGUCAUCCAUACAAGAGCUCUCUCCAUGAUUCUCUUUUGUUUCAGGGCUCCCGGAGUCCAUGGUUGUUGACGUUUACAUACUUCAAUCUCAAAUUUUGUACUUCUCACAGAUAUCAGAUAAGCGAUUUUUCUUUUAUUCUAUGUUGAAUGAUCCAGACAGUCUCAAUUUGUUGGACAACAAAUUAUCCAUUUCCCGUGUAUGCCUCCAUAUUUCUGUUUUGCUGUUGCCCUGAAACAUCUAACAGCGUGUUAGUGAUAUUGAAGUACAAGUAGUUGCACUUGAUCGCA